Messenger RNA from Symsagittifera roscoffensis, 3041 nucleotides. RefSeq names its product la-related protein Larp4B-like. NCBI's taxonomy places the organism in Eukaryota, Metazoa, Xenacoelomorpha, Acoela, Convolutidae. The coding region runs from base 51 to 2351 and encodes 766 amino acids. The transcript is spliced from 8 exons. The record is from RefSeq and is a predicted model, not a curated record.
AUACCUCCUCGCUGGUUUCUUUGAAUUCUACCGAUAGUACACUGAAGGAAAUGAAAAGGCCGACCGAUGCGUCAGCUAAGCAUCUGCCAGCAAAUUUACUGUCCAAAGACGACAGUAUAAUAGCUUCUAAAACAGACACACUCGAUACUGCAUCAUCGGGUCAAACUGCAAAAUCUAAUGGGAAAACAGUACGAAGCCUGCCGGUGUCACCGAUCUCAGAAUUGACUAGUGUGAAACAAUCAUCUAUGCCAACAAAUGAAGAAACACUGGAAUUCACCAACGAGCUUUUGGUAUCAAUGUCAAAUUUGUGCCCAUCUACGAAAUUGAAUAGAUCGCAUGUUCAUUCAAUCGUAACUUCAUGUAUGUUUAACUCGAAAAGUUUUUCGGCUCUAAAACUUCUAAACGAGAGCUUGAAAGAGAAACUCUUAGAAGUUGUUUCGCCAUCAAGCGUAUCAAGUGCAACUAAAAGGAAAAUCGCAGAAUUACAACCAGCCGUAGUAAUGUCCCCACCUUCUGCAAAAAGUAUAAGACUCGGGGGGUUGCGAGAGUCGCCGAACACUUCCUCAAAUGGGGGUUCCCCAAUUAAGUAUCACACAAGUUCUUCGCAGAACUCGAGUCCCCCUGGUGGAAAAGUGGGGAGACCUCCUCUUAUGCACAGUUAUCCCGAGGAGCCGCCCAGGUUGCUUCCCUACUCACACAAUGAGCAUCAAGUGUCACAGCAGCAGCAGCAACAACAACAACAACAACAACAGAGUUUAGCAGCAGCUGUCGCCUCGCUCACGGGCACGACGCCAACAGCGCAAGAAACAGCUCAUCACCUGAGCCACCUUAGUCAGCAAAGAGCAUUGUCAGCUAGUCAGUUGCACGCGGCGUCAUCUGCAAUGUACCCUAGUCAACUUCAUCACUCGUCACCACAGCACUCGGAUAGUGUCGCGGCGAUGCACGCUCGACUGGCGGCAACCUCGGAUUACAGUAGAAACCCUUUGAUCAGACACCCUAGUCAGCACCCAACGCCGCAUAGCGUGGCCUCGCAUGUCUCGGCAACGUCGCCCCAUGCUGUGGCGAUGGCUGCUGCGACACACGCCCAUCAUAACUCGUACCUCAAUAAUUUGCAGAAAUCGGCAGCUGUCGCGCAGGCAGCAGCGCUCAUGAAGUCACAACAACAGCACGCAUUAGGUCACUCGUCUUCAACCAGUGCUCUUCACCACGGGUCUUCGGGAGUUCAUGCUUCGCCACCCGGUGCUACUGGCGGACCCCCGGGAACCGCUGGUCCUCAUCACAAUCCCCACCCAGUAGCUGACUCUAUGACGGCAGCAGCAGUUGCGGCUCAGUAUCAUCACAAUUCAGCCGCCGAGCACCUUCGGCUAUUUCCGAACUACCAGGGAUCGCAUGUACCGAAACUCCUUCAACCCUCAGGAGUCCCGAAUGCGUCCCAGAUGGCAUCCGCAGCGGCCCAAAAUACUGCCGGGCACCGUUCGCCGAUUCUAGCAGCAAAUUCGUCCCUGAACAAAAUGCCCUCCCAGAACCCCCAUUAUGGAGCCGGAAACUCAGUCGGAACAACUGGGUCCCAUUACCCGCAUGCGUCACUUGCCGGAGCCAAUCCAACUGCGCAUGAACUUGAGUCACAGUUGCAUCAUGCCGCCAUGGGAAGAUUCGCUGCUCCACCUCAUCUCAGUGCUUCAGGGACAGGAAUGCCCCCCUCUAAUACAGACCCAACUGCCGCCGCCAUAUUAGCUUUUCAUCACGAGUCACAACGAAAAGCAGCAGCAGCUGCUAUUAAUGCGGCCGCCUUGCAACAACAACAGCACCAUCCGAUGCCGCCAUCUGCCGCCGCCGCAAUCAACGCAGCAGCCGCACAUCACUACAAUCAACAUCGACAGCAGAGCGCGAACAGCAGUGCUACCGGAAUGCAGCAGUCGCCGCAAGGUCCUCCCGGACAGCAUCAUGGAAGUGCUACGACUGUGAACAGUGCUGCAGCCGCUCACGCUUUGUCUUCAAAUCACCACAAUCCCUACGGAAUAGGAUCGGCCGUUUCUGCCGCUAAUCAUUUGGUCGAUAAUGGUGGCGGAGUCAACACACAUUCGCCCAUAUCGAGACAACUCAGAGGAGGAGGAAAUGGGGGUGGUGUCUCGACAGACGCCGACUCCUCUGGCCCUGUGUCCUCCCAUCAAAAUCCAGUUGGCAGCAACAUGCACUCGAAGCCUCCCGGAUCCCAUUGUGCUAACUGUGGCGGAGAGGCCAUCUAUCUGUGCUCCGGCUGUAGAAAGAUCUGGUACUGCAGUCAGGACUGUCAAGUGAAGGCUUGGGAGCGUCACUACGUCGACUGUUUUGGAUCCCAAGGAAGACAAUGAAAAUCGAAAAAUGCUAUCAAAACGGACAGAUUUCAAAUGAGCAGGCAAAACCCAUUCAAACUUCAAUUUAACCACCCAUUUCCAUUGUAUCUUCAAAUACAAAUUUUAUGACGGCGGCCUAUUCUAGUGUCAAGUUUAAGGACUUGUUCUUAAAUCUCUGGAGAACUGAUAUUAAAUUUCAACAAAAAAUAAAACUAUUAGGAUCCAAUUAUCUGAUGGAUGGGAUAGAUUCACAGAUGUAAUUUCAUUAGAACAUCAUUUGGAUGAAAUUGAAGCCCUCGCUAUGUACAUCAAUUGAUGCGAUCUUAGAUGUGUGUGACUUGUUACGAUGAAAAUUAUCAUGACUAUCGAUCGCUCUCUCCGAUAUCGAUUAAGCCUGUACAUAUUGGUGUAACGAAAAAACGAUCAGCUCAUUGUUGUUCUGUCGGGUACAGUAGAUGUUUGGACUGCCAUUCGGCUGGUUUCGUGGAAAGAAUUUCUUUUCUGAUGCCGCCAAAUAUGUGAAAAACUAUGAAUACAUAUCACAACUGAGCUUAAUGUAGUAUACUCGUUUUGUGGCGCAAUUAGUAUUUUUUUCAGUGAAAUGGCUGGAAUUUAAUUCGGGACAUUAUUAUUAUUGUUACCACUACUAUUAUCAUUACUUCACUUUUGUGACGUUUGAAUCUCGUUGAAUUUUUGUUGUAGUCGUUA